Molecule: messenger RNA, 800 nt
Organism: Ectocarpus sp. CCAP 1310/34
Lineage: Eukaryota; Phaeophyceae; Ectocarpales; Ectocarpaceae
Source: the annotation of a GenBank genome assembly
AUGGGCCGGUCUAGAGUUGAUCCCGCAGCCGCUGCGAAGGGCUGUAAAGGGGUCCGCAGCGGCAGCAUGUCACGCAAGGCCGCUGCUGCUGCCUUCGGGGUGAACGGGACGUCGCUGCUGCGGCGCCUGAGGUGUGAGUGCGCGAUGGACACGAAGGCUGGUCGGAACUAUAUUCCUCUCACCAAGGCAGACCUCCAGGAGCGUGUGAGACAGCUCUGGAACGACGGUCGGCCUAUCCCGUGGGACCCGGACAACGGCCCGGGGAGGGCCUGGCUCUCUGAUUCCCUCGGACGGCACGAGCGCAUCAACCUUCGACUCGCCCGCAUCUACGAGGCCAACAGGAUGACCUCUCUGGAAGAUGAGCGUGUGCACAAGUUCUACGACUUCUGGCAACAGUUCGUCCACGAGCACAAGCCGGAGCCCGACCACGCUUGGAACACGGACGAGUCAGGUGAGCAUACCGUAGUGAUCGGGGUCUUGGCACAUAUCGGGGUCUCGGCACAUAUCGGGGUCAUGGCGCAGGGUGUGCGGGAAAAAAGCGGGUUCCGAAUGAUUUGCUAGAUUACCGCACAGGUAUCGUCGACUCCGCGCACUGUGCGGAGACGCCAAUAUGUGCGGUGAGGUUUGGCGGUAAGUGAUACCCGUUCACCAGCAUCUUGUGCUGGAAAUUCCGGAUACUGUGGGAGCUUGAAUCGCGUGCUCCACUGCUACUGCCGCCCUUGGCACCAUGACGAUGUUCAAAAAUGUGGUAUUUGUACUCUUUGUUCUCUUCUUUUCGUUCUGAAGAAUCAAGAUCGGCA